AUGCUCCAGGGAACAGAGAUGGACCGAGAUGAGACAUUCAAUACCCGCUCGCCGACCGAAAAGGGAUCACCUUGGCCGCCACGGCGUUCGGAAUCGCUUUCGCCAAGAUCACCCAUCGGCCGAUCCGGACCUGGACCUGGACCUGGGCCUGUGCCAUCGACUGUUCGUAGCCCGACACGUAUUGGCAGUAUCAGCCAGAUCCAGGACCUUAGCUACAGUCCCUUCCAGUCGCCUGUCUUCAACCCGCCGAGACGGGAACGGAGAAUGAUGCGCAACACCACAGUCAUGACGCUUCACUCAGACUCGGAAUCGGACUAUGAAGACAUGCAGGACUUUGGUCGACGCCAACAGGAUUCAGCGUUCAUGGACGAAACCAUCAUCUUCGACAAUGGACUAUCUAGUAUCAAUGCAUUCGAUCGUGCCGAAAUAAACUCCAGUCGACAAUCCCAGAGCAGUGAUGCAACCGACACUGGACCAACGACACGAACACGUCGCUUUGUUUGGCGAGGUAUCGAGACGUCUGGUGACGAUCAAACAACGACAGACGAGGACACUACCAUGGAUCCGGUCGACAUGUUCAAUCAGGACAGCGAUAUGGAUCAAGGCGGCAGUGACGAAGAUCAGGGCGUAGAGAACGACAAUGAGGACGGUGCCCAGCGAUUCGGACUGAACAACAAUGCCCUUGGGAGCUACUUACUAGCACCAAUGGGUUUUGACGACGAUGAUGACCCAGGGACCUCCCCUGCUGUCAGUGGCUAUGUUGAAGCUGCCGAGCGGUUUCAAAUCUUUGCCGGAGUCAAGGAGUUUGAUGAGUCGGACCAAAUUGGACUGGAGGAUCGCGCGUAUGAGGUCAUUCCCAAGAGCAAAAGGAGAGAUCAGGAACGCAUUAUGGAGAACAAACGACGUCAAGGAAAACUGUUGUUGGUCUCGCUCCUCGAUAACUUUUGCUUGCUGUACGAUCAGAGUCCAGAGAGAAACAGGAAACUGUUCUAUGUGAUCUGCAAAACUUUGAGCAACAUGGGAAUCAUUGACGAGGAGUACCUGGAGGAGAUGAGUGCUGUGCGUUCGUCCUACCAACGCGCCUUUCGAUCCCUUGUCCUGUCGGCACUCACAUCUAUCAAGAAGGAACAGAUGAUUCUGGAGAGUCGGAGCAUUAUGGCGCCACCUUCGACACCUACGGAGGGCAGUCAGCAAAACAGUAGAGGCUCUCGCAGCAGCGAUGUAAACUCUAGAGGCAGUUUCUCCGAUUCAUUCUCGUCCCGCGGCAUCAUUUCAGCCUCCAACCAUCUUCACACGCCACCAGUCGACAACGCAACCUUCCCCACGACGGCCAUGAUGAGGACUCUAUCGUUCGGAGACAUGUUUGACAACGACCCGACGCGCUACAAGCACGACUUUGUGGAGAUUGGCAAGCUCGGAAAAGGAGGGUUUGCGAGUGUCUUCAAGGCAAGGAAUAAGCUGGACGGGAUCGAAUAUGCGAUUAAGAAGAUUCGACUCCGUGGUGGUGCCAAGGUGCGGUACGAGAAGAUUUUCCGGGAGAUCAAGUUUCUGGCGCGGCUGGACCACAAGAACGUCAUUCGGUACUAUUCGUCCUGGCUGGAGCAUGCUGACUAUCCGGUCUCACGGCGGGAAAUGUACGGCAACGGCGACCUUGAUACCAAUGGCGACGUGGACGAGUACGAUGACGACUAUGGAGAUGAGGACGAGUACACUAACACCAUGAGUAUGAGUGUUAGCGUUCGCGAGGAUGAGAUGACCAACCCAGUCCGGAACAGGAGGCCAAGUGUCGAUUAUUUUGGACCGCACGCCGAGCAGCACUCUACCGACCCCGAGGAUCUGUCCAUGGGUAUCGUCUUUGGCGACGAUGGUGAUGGCAGUGAUGGCUGCGAGAUUGACUUUGAGUCUGCGGCAGGGCUGAACGACUCUGUCGAGGGCGAGAUCAACUUGCACGAGCCGGGUCGGAUCUUGAACUUUGGAGGCGCUAGUGAGUCUUAUGAGGGCGAGGAUAUGGAGCGCACCCACUCUGCUUCGUCCACUCUUACCAGCCGGAGCAUUCCAGGAGCCGCCAAAAAACCGCCUCAGCAGCGGAAGCACAAGUCACCGACAGUGUCGCAGGAGAUGCAGGGCAGGACACCGACUUGGGAGUACACCGAGGGCGACUCAAGGAACUCGAGGAGUGGUCUGUCCAACUCUUACUCGGCCCUUUCAUCAUCUAUUGAAGAGAUCCAAAGGUCGCUGCCUAAUUCGUACUCUAGCUCGGGUUUGGGUUCGCGCUAUGGCCAAUCUCAGUCGGGAGGUCAUGAACUGGACCCUAGGGAGGACGAGCUCGGCCUGCGCCCUUUCUCAUAUCCUCAUCGGAGGGGACCGAGCGGGAAGGACUUUGUUGGUGGUGGAAUCGGAGGACUGCACGGCGUGGGGUCGUCAAGGAGUGAUCAUUCUCAGCGAGGCCUGCGUAACAGUACAGGACAGCUCAUCACCCGCGACCUGACCCUGUUCAUCCAGAUGCAGCUUUGCCAGACAACGCUCCAAGAUUACUUGGUUUACAGGAACGAGCGACCAGUACCCAUCACCAAGAAGCCGAUUGACCAGUUGACCAGGAAGCUCAGCAAGAAGGACCGCUUUGGUAUCCUUGCAACUGCAUCCGACCCUACGGAUCAAACUACACACAGCACACCGGGGUCGCCUCUUCAACAGACAUGCCACAAGGAACUCGUCGAUCAGGCUGCUAACCAACACAUCUUCCGAGCUAUCGUCGAAGGAGUUGCUUAUAUCCACGACCAGGACAUGAUCCAUCGAGACUUGAAACCCAGCAACAUUUUCCUUGGCAUGCCUCCUGGCGCGGAGCAUAUGCGCGCACAGCAACAGCAGCAACAAGCCCGACAGGACCAAUGUAGUCUGGAUUCGGAUCUGGCGCAAUUGGCGGGUGUCACCUCGGCCGGUCUUUUGACAAACUUCGCAGAUGUAAGUGGUGGCAUCUCGGAGCCGAGCGACACUUCAUCGCAAUGCCGUCUGACGAAGGAGCAGGAACAGGAGGAACUCUUUAUGAACAUUGAGACCAUGGUGCCCAAGAUUGGUGAUUUUGGUCUUGUGACUGACCAGGAAGGUGGGGCUACCAUGGGCAAAGAGGAGUCUCAGGACUCUUCGUCUGUCACUUCUUCGUCCCAAGCAUCGUCUUCUGACAGACCUCUCAUGCGCCGCCAAAGCUCUGCAGCCACAUCUGGGUCUCGUUCCUCGCGCACCAGAACAACCGCUGUUGGAACCGUAACCUACGCCUCUCCAGAACAACUUGCAAGACCAAACCUCGGCUAUGACCAAAAAGCCGACAUCUACUCCCUCGGUAUCAUCUUUUUCGAACUUUACCACCCGUUCUCGACCCUUAUGGAACGGCACGCGGUUCUGAGGACGCUGCGCAAUGGCGAGUUGCCGCCAGAGUUUGUGAGUCGGUGGCCAAAGGAGGCAGCGUUUGUGCUCUGGUUGAUGGCGGAGGAUCCGCGUAUGCGGCCUUCAGCGCGUGAGAUCUUGGAGUUUGAUAUGAUUCGGAAGGCCAAGGAGGAGGCUAUGAAUGUCUCUCAAAGUGGUACGCCGACGGAGAAUGAUGGCAGUUCAGCGUCUUCUCAUCGUGGAUCUGGACAAGGGGCGGAGGGGAGACAAAAGGAGGAGCUGUAUGGAUUGGGAUUGUUGACUGAGACGGGUGUGUCCAAGCCAAAGGUUUCGUCGUUGAAGGAAAAGUCGAUCUGUGAAGCUUGUCAGGCCCGCUGUCGAUGCUCCUCCCCGUCCAACUCUUCUCGGCCUUCUUCGGCAUCUGUUGUUCCCAGCUCGGACCCCAGUGGACUUGUCGAUCUAUCCAUGCCUGGAACCAGCGUUAGCAUCGAGGCAGAGUCUAUUACUCCAAAACCAAAGUCCAAGGACACGACCAAACGCUUCUCGUCUUCUAGCCACGGCCGUGGCCAUCGUUCCUCGAAAUCAACCUCGAUGUCCCAGAAACUUAGCCGCUCCGAGCUGGAACAUAAACUGACGGAGGAGACAGAACGGUCAAAGCGGUUGGAAAUGUCGUUGGAGGCGAUGCGAGCUGAGCAGAAGGCGUUGUUGGAUCGGAUUCAGGCUUUGGAGUAUGAGAAGGAUCUUUCGUGGCGCGGUGGUUCAUGUGGUGGCAGUGGUGGUGGUGGUGGUUCGAAGGGACCUGUGGAUGAUGAUGAUGAGCUUUAG
Molecule: messenger RNA, 4206 nt
Organism: Linnemannia hyalina
Lineage: Eukaryota; Fungi; Mortierellomycota; Mortierellomycetes; Mortierellales; Mortierellaceae
Source: the annotation of a GenBank genome assembly